This is a messenger RNA of Durio zibethinus, 1247 nucleotides long. Its product is annotated as cell division control protein 2 homolog D-like. Gene Ontology annotation, cellular component: cytoplasm; nucleus; cyclin-dependent protein kinase holoenzyme complex. Gene Ontology annotation, biological process: regulation of gene expression; G1/S transition of mitotic cell cycle; signal transduction. Gene Ontology annotation, molecular function: cyclin-dependent protein serine/threonine kinase activity; cyclin binding; ATP binding. The record is from RefSeq and is a predicted model, not a curated record. NCBI's taxonomy places the organism in Eukaryota, Viridiplantae, Streptophyta, Magnoliopsida, Malvales, Malvaceae.
GUGAAAGUUGGGCUGGAGAUGGAUUAGUUAAUAAAAAAAACCUCUCCUCAGUCCUCCCUCGGUCAGGUCAUUGGGGCCUGGGCCUGAGGCGCGUUGUCGGGGAAUUUGAAAUUCAAAAGUUUCCGUUGGGGCAACGACUUUUUUCCUUUAUUAUUUAUUAUUUUGAUUUCCAAAGGAACGGACUGAACGGUUGUAUAAAUAAAUAAAUAAACCUGACGAGUGUUUUGAGAGAACAGAAGAAGAAAGAAGAAAAGAGAACGAGGGGUUGGGUUUUGAGUUGAGAGAAUCAAAGAAAUGGAGAAGCAAAGGCAGAUAGUGGGAUCGUCAGCAAUGGAGGCAUUUGAGAAGCUGGAGAAGGUGGGAGAGGGAACAUACGGAAAGGUGUACAGAGCAAGAGAGAGAGCGACUGGAAAGAUCGUAGCCCUAAAGAAGACUCGUCUCCACGAGGACGAUGAAGGCGUUCCUCCCACCACUCUCCGCGAGGUCUCCAUCUUGCGCAUGCUCUCUCGGGAUCCCCAUGUUGUCAGAUUGAUGGAUGUGAAGCAAGGGCAGAACAAAGAAGGAAAGACGGUUCUCUACUUGGUUUUUGAGUACAUGGACACUGAUCUCAAGAAAUUCAUCCGCUCUUUUCGCCAAUCUGGAGACCACAUUCCUGUUAACACCGUCAAGAGCUUGAUGUAUCAACUUUGCAAAGGCGUUGCCUUCUGCCACGGCCAUGGAGUUUUACACAGGGACCUUAAGCCUCACAAUCUCCUCAUGGAUAGAAAGACCAUGACGCUUAAAAUAGCUGAUCUUGGCCUAGCCCGAGCUUAUACACUUCCCAUUAAGAAGUACACUCACGAGAUACUGACCCUGUGGUAUAGAGCACCUGAAGUCCUUUUGGGGGCUACUCAUUAUUCAACUGCUGUGGAUAUGUGGUCUGUCGCCUGUAUAUUUGCUGAGCUGGUCACCAAACAAGCCCUGUUUCCCGGAGAUUCUGAACUGCAACAGCUUCUUCAUAUUUUCAGGUUAUUGGGUACUCCAAAUGAACAAGUGUGGCCGGGAGUCAGCUCACUACCAAACUGGCAUGAGUACCCCCAAUGGAACCCUCAGAGUCUGUCAUCAGCUGUUUCUAACUUGGAUAGUGAUGGGCUACAUCUCUUAUCACAUAUGUUGCAGUAUGAUCCCUCAAAGCGAAUUUCAGCCAAAAAAGCUAUGGAACAUCCUUACUUUGCCGAUUUGAACAAGGCCUAUCUUUGAACAGCUAA